Molecule: messenger RNA, 4647 nt
Organism: Aedes aegypti (yellow fever mosquito)
Lineage: Eukaryota; Metazoa; Arthropoda; Insecta; Diptera; Culicidae
Gene: EndoA
Product: endophilin-A
Exons: 13
Coding region: 1201-2958 (585 amino acids)
Biological process (GO): synaptic vesicle uncoating
Cellular component (GO): cytoplasm; glutamatergic synapse; presynapse
Molecular function (GO): protein binding
Source: RefSeq, a predicted model, not a curated record
GUGUUUCGGUUUUUUGCAUCAGUGGAAGCAGCAGGAGAUCGUUCGUCGGCCUCUCCGAGGAUUUUACACCAACAGCGUUAUCUUUUCCGUUCAAAUCGAGUUUGUAUCUUGGCAAGUUCACUUCGUGUGUGCGCGUUUUGCGGGGGUUAUUAUCCAAUAAAAGGAAAAUCAAUUUCUGGCAGCUCUUGCUAAUCUAGCAUUUCAAGUUGGAAUUUCUGGAGUGACCGUUUUCUAGGGUGUGUUCCGGGUUCAACUUUUGAACGUCGCUUACCACAAAUUUCGGUGCUUCUGUUGGUCUCCCGAGGUGUUGCGAAGAAAACCAAUCAGAUUCAUUUGAUGCCGUGCUGAAAAUCCAGUUAGGUUUCCUAUAGGUCGCUUUGUGGCGGCGGUGGAAGAAGAGAAGGCGAAUCGAUAGGCGAAAAAAAGUGAGUGGCUCGAAGAAAGACGCAGCAAAAGUUGAGGCCAGGCAAAAGGCAAAGUGCUGCAAUCGUUUCCUAGUGCGAUCCGUAUCGUCUCUAUAGUGUGUGGGGUGCUUCUUUUUGUGUGCUGGCAGCAUCAGCCGAAGAAAAGUGUUUAGCAGUGUAAUAGUUCAAGAAGAUUUUGCUCUUCCGGCCAAGUUGGUGGUGGACAGCUCCUUUGAAAACUUGCACGGGAACCUAUCGUCACUGUGACACUGUGGACGAGACUCUGGGACUCCGGAGGUGACUGAAUACAAUUGGGUUCGACUGGCUGAAGAACACAUACCUUUACUCCCGCCACGGUAUCUUUGCUCUGCAGGGGAGGAAUACAGACAUUACGUAGCAGCGCAACAUCAGUAGUGUUUGAUUGUGAAAAAAAGAAGUAAUACUCGCUCAGUGUAGAAAGCAGAAUCGGUUUGUUUGAUUGAUCGGUUUCUUCGUGCAAUUGGCAGGCAGGAAAAUUGAAGAAAAGUUUGCAUAAGGUGAUUUGUGUGCGGUGAAAGUGAUAACAGAACGAAGAGUCACUUGUUUGUUAGUUGGAAAAUUGAGAAGUUCGAACGUGUAAGUAACAAGUGACGCAUAAUCACGGCGCAGAACAAAGGCUCUGAGGUGCUAAUUAGGUAGGUGUUCUAAUCAGGAGGAGAAAACAUCCAGCAUCAGUCGCUCGCAAUCGCUUGAGCGGGAACGUCAAUUUUUCGCGCUGUGCCCGGUUCUUUAAAACAGCCUCAAAAUUAGUAACAUCAUGGCUUUCGCUGGUCUGAAGAAGCAGAUCAACAAAGCGAAUCAGUAUGUCACAGAAAAAAUGGGCGGUGCGGAAGGCACCAAGCUGGACCUGGACUUCAUGGAAAUGGAAAGAAAAACAGACGUCACGGUAGAACUGGUCGAAGAGUUGCAAGCAAAAACGAAAGAAUACUUGCAACCGAAUCCGACGGCCAGAGCGAAGAUGGCAGCGGUCAAAGGUAUUUCUAAAUUAUCAGGUCAAGCUAAAAGUAAUACUUAUCCACAACCAGAAGGUAUAUUGGCCGACUGUAUGCUGACAUACGGUAAAAAGCUCGGAGAAGACAGUAUCUUCGCCGGUGCCCUCGUUGAGAUGGGCGAUUCGCUCAAGCAGAUGGCCGAUGUGAAGUACUCGCUCGAUGACAAUAUCAAGCAGAACUUCCUCGAGCCACUGCAUCAGCUGCAGACCAAGGAUCUGAAGGAGGUCAUGCAUCAUCGCAAAAAACUGCAAGGACGACGUCUUGAUUUUGACUGCAAAAAGCGACGACAAGCCAAAGGAUCUCAAAUUACAGAUGACGAAAUCCGGAGCGCUGAGGAGAAAUUCGCCGAGUCACUGCAGUUGGCUCAGGUUGGAAUGUACAAUCUACUGGAGAAUGAUGUAGAGCAGGUUUCACAACUAGUCACAUUCGCAGAAGGAUUGUUGGAGUUCCAUUCACAGUGCGCCGACAUCCUGCGGGUACUCGUCGAAACAUUGAACGAGAAACGAGAGGAAGCCGCCAGCCGUCCAAAGUCGGAAUUCGUCCCCAAGACACUAGCGGAUUUGAACAUCGAAACGCUCGGUUCCCAGGACGGAAUGAAUGGUGGGCCACAUUUCCUUAAUCCCAAUAGAGUAAACAAUUCCCAUCAUCACAUGUACAGUUCUCAGCAAAAUUUAUCCACCCACCAACACGGAAAUAGCAACUAUUACAGCAGCAACAACAACAACAACAACAACAACAAUAAUAGUAACUUUAAUCGGAACAAGCUAUACGGGUCACAGCAAAGCCUAUCGUCGCUUUCGACAAGGAGUGGCGGGGCCGGUAGUACCGGUGGCAGCGGCGGCGGUGGUGGCGGAGGAAUUCGUGACCGUAACGAUCCGUUUGUAAAACCUCCCCCGUACGGGUCACUUUCUACCCAGGAAAAUUCGUCCGGAGCUUCCGUCGACAGCUGGCUGAAUGCGUGGGAUCAGCCGUCUAGUGCGGUGCCCCCGGCUGCCACCGCCGCCGGUUCCGCCGCACGUGGCUAUAACCAGGGCAAAUUUUCGAACUUUAACAGCAGUAACAACCAGAACAACAACAGUGUGUAUAAUACUAGCUCCACCACUACUACCACUUUCUCCACUAGCAAGUUCGGGUCAAAAUUCGCUAACACCACCACCAACAACAACUUUAACGAUCCCUGGUCAGGCGGUUCAUCAUCGCGUCUCAAUUCGCCGGUCAAUAAACCGACUCAUCUGGAACUUUUGGGUAACGGUCAAGCGCAGGCGCGUUCCACCAAUGCUUCGCCAUUGCCAUCGCCAAUGCGGUCACCAGCGAGGACGCCGAUGCCUGCCAAGCCAACGCAACCCUGCUGUACGGCGCUGUAUGAUUUCGAACCAGAAAACCCGGGAGAGCUGGGUUUCAAGGAAAACGACGUCAUCACGCUCAUCCAGCGCGUGGACGAGAACUGGUUCGAAGGCAGCGUCAACGGCCGGACCGGCUACUUCCCCCAGUCGUACGUGCAGGUCACCGUUCCAUUGCCCUAAGCUGCUAGCCGCCAAACCGCAGGUGCAGAUAGGUUACGGGCGUUUUUCGUCAACUAGGUUUUUAUCAUUAAUCGGUUUUCGAAUUUCUAAUUUUUUAAAUUUUGAAAUCGUAAUUGUAAUCGUUCCGCUCUCCCAACAAGAAGAAAAAAACUUCCCCAGCAGACUCUAUAAAUUAACGAUAGAAAAUAGGAUUGCAAACCGAAGGGUCUUUACGCCAAGGGUCGGAACUGCUGCUCCCGGUGGAAUUCGAAAGUCAAAAUCAAACGCAUGGACAAUGGUGUAGGCUGUAUAGUGCGGCAGCAGCAUCAGUUUGUAGUCAGUCACCGGAAGUUGCAUGAGAAUGUGAAAUAACAGAUUUUACUAGAUUACGAUGAAGCAAGAUAUUGAAACUAUGAAGUAUUUACAAGAGAUUUAUUGCGAUUCAGCCGAAGUUUAAAUUAUUCUGUUUAACGUCAGUAGAACACUUUGCGGAGAAAGAAGGAGGGGGCAUAAAUUGAAGACGCAAAAAAAAAAAUGAGAAAAACAAGUCGGAAAUCCAAAAGAACCCAUACGUGUAAUGUGUUAAAUACAAUCCAUAACGAGAUAUGGAAGAAUACCAGGAAGACGAGAGACAGAAAACUUCUACCAUAUAAUAGUUAAGAAACACGUCGGUGAGAUUGGUUGUUGAGUUUUAAGUUUGUCCCGCGGCGCGAGAUGUUACACGAUUACGAAUAAUAGAUAUAUUAUAGUUACAUCUCACGCAUGCACACUGUUCAGUUCAGCAGUUAGACCCUCAUAGAUAACCUGCUUAUGCAGAUACAGACGCUUGCUUUCAACGCUGUCGUGAAACAAGGGCAAAGAAAAUAGCUGAAUUUCAUCAAACCAUGAUUUUGUCGUGACGACGAACGCCUCCUAGUUCUUAGUUUUAGAGACAUUAUUGAGUUUUAAGCAUUAACAGACAGAUUUUAUUCAUAUUGAGAAAAAUCUUUACCUCCUAAGCCGCCGCUUGUUGAGCAGCCACAAAAGUUCGUCUUCAGUUGUUAGGUUUUAACUGAAACUUAGUUUAAAUGAAAAAAAGAUGAAGAUUUUGAACACUAGUGUGGAAAACAUCGAUAUUAGUCAAAACAGAUGCGAUUAUUUGCCAGAGUGUUAUAUUUGAGUUCAGUCAAACGUGUGCAUGUGCGAAAUUGUCGUAACCGGAAGAGUGUGCCACUACGUGGAUAUGUAUCGGGCUUAGUAAGUAGAGAAGAGAUGGUUUCGUGAGAAUUUCCCAUUCGUGAAGAAAACUGAGAACUUAACAGAAAAGACUUGACAUGUAAGUUGAAAACGUGACCACAUAUAUGUUGUGUAUAGACACCGCACCACCGGGCAAUCUCGUCCGUUGAUCGUUCCCUUUUUAAUCGGCUGUCACGUAGAGAAAUGUUAUCGAUGGUCCUGUUAUUUGUUGUUGACGAUGUGUGUGUGGAUCGGAAUCGGUUUUGUUUUCCUUUGAAUGCACUCUUUUUUCGGUUCCUGUUUGUUCUCAGUCAUGUUUAGUUUCUCGAUUCCGUCGUUUCAGUCUAUGAUUAAUCGAGAUUGAGGUAGAAGCUAAGUAGAUAUUGUUCGAAAGGAGCUAUAAUCUAAACGAGUAUUAACUGUGUAUAUAAUUUUAAUAGGUUCCGUUGAAUAAACUCUUUCAAAUGCUAGUCGCCGAUCUGCGACUGAACGUUA